Messenger RNA from Moneuplotes crassus, 803 nucleotides. Lineage: Eukaryota; Ciliophora; Spirotrichea; Euplotida; Euplotidae. The record is from the annotation of a GenBank genome assembly.
UCAAGUGGAAGCACACUUAAAUAUUUAGCAAUGGGGGCCGCAGCUGUAGCUAUUGCUGGCUUUGCCUACUACCUCCUAUCUUCAAGUGAGGUAGAGGAAGAGGAGAUUCAGGAAGAGUUCCCUGAGAGACUCACAAUGGAAAAGAUCGAAGCUAUGCUCAGCGAAGAUAUUGCUCAAAUCAAGAAGAUUUCUAAAUAAAGAUGCUAAAGGGCUCACUCAGGAAUUCCUUCUCGAAAUUUUCAGGGUUUUAAAAUAAGUAUGUAACACUUGUACAAUCUCUUGAUGAAGAAGAGCGGUUUGAGAGACGAAUUCAGCUCCUCAAAGAAGGAAAAGAGCAAGAGUAUUAUCAAGUAAAGGAGGAAGCGAAUAGAGAAAAUAACUUUAAAAUCAAUAAGGUCACAACAAACCUUUACAAAGAACUUGAUUUUACAGAUCUUGAAUAUGCUACUGGAGUGCAGAAAAAUGCGUAUGAUCCUGACUUUGCUAAGAAGUGAGAAAAGAUUGAUAAAACGGUGAUAGAUGAAAUCAAAGAGUUUCAGUCGGAGGUAGAAAUCCCAGAAGAUUUAACUAUUGAAAAAGCUAAAGAGAUUAGGAAAAACGUCCAAGAAGAGACAAAGAAAGACUCUCUCAGGAUGUAUUCCAGGAUAGAUUUGCGAGAGAAAUCUCUAAGCUUGAUGAUAUGGUCUAUAUUAAGUACGGGUUCAAGAAUAAUGAAGUAUUGGAAGCCUUCAAUAAAUACAAGUUGAUCCCUGGACGUAAGCCCAUGACUAUUUAGCAAAAUGGCCAAAAUAAAUCAAUAAAAA